Tachyglossus aculeatus (Australian echidna) is the source of this 1024-nucleotide messenger RNA. It is a transcript of the gene CGREF1, whose product is annotated as cell growth regulator with EF-hand domain 1. Gene Ontology annotation, molecular function: calcium ion binding. Bases 3 to 833 code for a protein of 276 amino acids. NCBI's taxonomy places the organism in Eukaryota, Metazoa, Chordata, Mammalia, Monotremata, Tachyglossidae. The transcript has 6 exons. The record is from RefSeq and is a predicted model, not a curated record.
UCAUGUACUCUCCCAAGUGCUUACACAUCGCAGGGAAGAUGAUGCGGUUGGUGUUGCCACCUCUGCUGUUGCUGCUGUUGCCACCGCCGGGGCAGAUGGCACCCAAAGACGGAGGCUUGAGGCUGGAUGCUGCAGAAUGGGCCAAGCCCCUGCCCAAUCCCUUCCAGCCGGGACAGGAGCAGCUGCGGCUGCUGCAGACACACCUGAAGGGCCUGGAACAGGCAGCUGGAGACCCAGAGCACAUGGACCGGGAGCAGGUGCUCUUAUACCUCUUGGCGCUGCAUGACUACGACCAGAGUGGACGGUUGGAUGGGCUGGAGCUGCUGGACCUGCUGGGAGUGGUCCUGACUCCGAGAGACGCUGCUCCACCCCCCUCCACCUCCCAGGUGAUUGACCUGGUCGACACUAUGCUGGAGACCCGGGACUUCGACGGAGAUGGACUGCUGACGCCUGCGGAGUUACUGGCCCUCCCCGGGGACACGCCAGAAGACCAAGAGGACCAAGACUCGCUGGCUCCAGUGCUCCUGGGCUCCGAGCAGGUUGGCGAGGAGGUGCCAGAGCCUGCAAUUCCAUUGGAACAAAGAACGGGAGAGACUGGAGAGCUGGGGGAAGCUGUAAGGCCCAGCAAAGAGGCUUUGGAGCUUACAGGGGAGGCCGAGCAGCUGGGAGGGGCUGAAGGAGAGGCUGAGGGACUGGGAGAGGCCACAGGAGGUAGAGGGGAGGAUGAGGGGCCGGGGGAAGGGGCUUCAGAGCAGGGGAAGCUCCAGGCGGAAUUUGAAGAAAAUGUGCCGGAGGAGGCCCACAGCGUCCACAUAGAGAAUGAGGAGAUGUAAGCUCAGGCACCUAGGGAACAGAGAGUAGUUCUCAGGGUUGAGGGGCUGCUGGCAGUUCCUGGGGUGGUCCCGGGGCCACCCGUCCUUCCUGCUCCUAGCCCCAACAGAGCCUCCGCUCUCUCUGCAGUCCAGCGGGAAGAGAGGCCCUGAAUGACAGGGCCCGGGGUUCAGCACAGCUAAUAAAAAACUCC